CUCCGGGAGUGACUCAAUCGCAAGGCGUUCACCUCUAUUGAUGAAAUCUCUGUUCGUAACUCUCAAGCAAUUCACGUUGAUUUGCCUAGAAAUUUGUCACUCUUUCCCCAAAUAGAUUUCUAUCUGCAUAAUUAUAUAAUUAAAUACCGAUAGAAGUAUAGAGACCCACCGUCGUGAAGACCGAGAGUCAUCAGCCAAGCAAAGACGAAUUGUCCAAGUUCGGCUGCACGGUGUGUGUCCUCCGCCUGGGAUUGGAUUCAGAACUGUGGACUGAUUGAUCUUCCGCUUUUUAGUCUGGUGGAUAUAAAUUGACAUUCCACCCAGCUUUCUUCUUGCAAGCGAUCGUUUAGAGGAGUACGUACAGUACCUUUUACUUGUGCCCGACGCCUUAUCGCUACCCCGCUACCCCACGUUUUAAAUUCUCGGUCUCCCAACUGACCGGUUCGACCUUAGCAUUCAUAGACUAUAGACGCAAAAAUGCCUCCCGUUAUUCAUUGCGUGCGCCAUGCUCAGGGCUUCCACAAUCUCUGCACAGAAAACCAUGUCAUUCGCGACCCCCUCCUCACUGACCUGGGCAAUGAACAAUGCCGCAAACUCUCCGAGAAUUUCCCCUUCCAUGACAAGAUCGAUCUCAUAACUGCCUCUCCUCUCCGUCGUACCAUCUACACCGCAUUGCAGGGUUUCGGGCCUGUUUUUGAAGCGCACAAGGACACGAAAUUGCUUCUCCUCCCCGACGUGCAAGAAACCAGCGACGUUCCUUGCGACACGGGUAGCGACCCCGUUGAUUUGCGAAAGGAAAUUGAGGAGAAUGGAUUGCCUGUUGACCCAACAUUGGUGCAUGAGGGAUGGAACAACAAGACUGGUCGGUAUGCCCCGACUCACGCCGCGAUUAGAAAGCGAGCCCGCGAGGCUAGACGGUGGUUGAAGGCGAGACCUGAGAAGGAGAUCGUUGUUGUGACUCAUGGUGGGUUCUUGCAUUAUUUCACGGAGGAUUGGGAAGAUAGCAGCCAGUACCAAGGAACGGCUUGGGUUAACACCGAAUACCGUACUUACGAGUUCUCGUCUGAUAUCCACAAGACUGAUGUGGAAGGCCACGAGCUUGAGGGCGAGGACGCAACUUUGGUUGAGACUAUCUCUUCGCGCGAACGUCGUGGCAAAGAAGGCCCGGCACCUGACCGGGAGACUCAGAAGGCCCUGUACAAGAAAGGAACCCAGGGGUGGGAUGACCAGGGUUUGCAAUUGAGCACGGCUGAACGUCAAGCGGCCAAGGUUCCAGAGGGCAAAGAAGUUGAUGGUGUCCGUGUAUGAGCUCUUGGAAAUAUCCCCUCCCUGUUUGAUAUCUUUCUGUAGAUAGUAUUGGAUGCUUUGUUCCUGGUUUCAUAUAAAGAAAUAGAACGGCUGCGUCUUUGUCGUUGUGGCGAAAUAAUACCUGAAGAGACGAUUGGGAUGAAAUGAAGACGAUUGGAAAUCGUAAUGCAUAAUAGAAGUUUUCUCUUCAAUUUACAUAUAAUAAUGAGCAUAGUGGCCACUGUGAUGAGCUGAUUGUGAGGUAAUUAAAGAAAUUCGAACAAUAGAGAACAAACCCCUAGGCUCUUGAUCAUGCAAGACAUAAAAGGCUCUGUCUGUUUGGGCACUUUCGAUAGCAGAUGUAGACCCCUAUGGUCUCAUGGUAGGUAAAUACCCCUAGUCUCACGAGUUGAAUUUGCUUUCAGGACGUGUGUCUAUCAAACCUAAAAGAGAGAAGGAAGUGCGACUGGCCCAGACCACUCGUUGGCGUUAAAAAACCUGGGCAUUGGUGUGACAUUGUUCAUAGGUUGUCUAUGUGCCCACCCCAUAUCUUAGAAAAA
Aspergillus pseudotamarii is the source of this 1847-nucleotide messenger RNA. RefSeq lists its product as uncharacterized. The record is from RefSeq and is a predicted model, not a curated record. Lineage: Eukaryota; Fungi; Ascomycota; Eurotiomycetes; Eurotiales; Aspergillaceae. Bases 478 to 1308 code for a protein of 276 amino acids. Gene Ontology annotation, cellular component: cytoplasm. Gene Ontology annotation, molecular function: phosphatase activity. The transcript has 4 exons.